AUGAUGGCUUUAGAGGCAGCUUCAUCACCACCUCAACCACAACAACAACAACAAGGUACCUAUGGCAAUGGUUCGGAGAGUCUACUAGCAAAUGUUCUUGUUGGUAAUUCAGGUCUCCAUACAACAACAACAUCGAAGGCUUCAUCAACUUUAUCCCUAGGGAAGGGAACAAGUAAGAAGAAGACACAAAGUAAAUCAUCAAAACAUUACGGAUCAUCUAAUAGUAGUAGUAGUAGCAACAACAAUAAUAGUACUACUCAUGCUGGAUCGGCGAUACAAGAAAGAAAGGAUGAGGAAAUUUAUUUAGAGAAUUUUGUCAAGUCAAUUGAAUAUUUACCGACAGAAAUUAGGAAAGAUUUGGGGACAAUCAAGGAAUUGGAUAAGAAAACAUCAAAAAAUGUAACUUUAUCUACUGAAUUAGCAAGUGAUUCAUCUAAAUCUAAUGCUGAUAGGAGUGAAGCAAUUCGUAAAUUAAUGGACGAAUCUAUUAAUUUGAGUACUGAAAAAGUUGACAUUUCACAAAGAACACUCAAUAAGAUUAUUCUUCAUAUGGAAGAUUUGGAAAAGAAAAUUGAAGAAUUAUCACAAAAUAUUCAACAAAAACCACAAAAUACUCUCAAACUAGAAUCGCUCUACAUUCCACAACUUUCUGAAGAUAAUCAAGUUCACUAUUUCACUCCAUCAGAUCCUAGUUUACAAUCUAGUUCAUCAAAGAGUAAUAAGAGAUUGGUUCAACAUUCAGAAAAUUUAAAAACACUUAAAAGUGGAUCUCUCAAAUCAUAUCCAGAAAAGGAGAUGCAUGCUCAUGUAUUUAAUCACACUCCAGAACAAGAAGGAAUUGUCAGAGGAAAUUCAACUACAACAAGAAGCUAUGCCAGUAGCAGUAGUUCUACAAAGAAGGCAACAGAAAAAGAACCUCCAUCUCAAAUUACUGUCAAGACAUCAACAGGAAGUGUCAUUUCUGUACCAAAUGAUAGAAUUGGAAAUGCAGACAUUACACUUGCCUCAAUUUCAUCUGAACAAAAAAUUAAGAAACAGAAAAAGACCUCUAAGCCAGAAAAUGCCCCUGUAAAUUUAACACCACUCUCUAUUAAUACUACCAAUACUACUAUUAGUAGUAGUAGUACUAAUGGUUCUAGAAAGGAGAAAUAUUCCACUAGCUCUAUACCAAAAGAAAAUACUCUUGCUUCAUCUGAAAUCUCAUCAAUCAAAAUACCAAAGAAAGAUUCAUCUCACACUUCAUCAAGUGCUGCCUCUAGUAGUAACAAUUCUCACACAACCACUCAAUCCUCCACUAAGAAAUCUAGAUCAGCUGCCAGUAGUAGCAGCAGUGGCUCAACUUCCAAUGUCGGCAGCAGUAGCUCAGCAUCCACAACUACUGCUGCUUCUGCUGCAACAUCUACAAGUGGUGAACAGUCAAAGAGUGGUAAGAAGAGAAAAGCAAUUGCAUCCUCAACUACAAGUGGAAAAACCAAAAAGCAAAAACAAUCAUCUGCUGCCUCCUCAUCCUCCAUUUCAACAAGUGUUGCUGCCACUCCUUCAAUAAGCGACCAACAAGCUAUUCCAUCAGCAGCAGAUGCUGCUGGUUCAGAUGAAAAUACUCUCAUCUAUGAAGAGAAUUUACAAGAUCCAACACCAUAUUGCUAUUGUAAGAAAACUAUGGCUGAGGAUUCUUCUGAAAUGGUUGGUUGUGAUUCUCCAAAAUGUCCAAAUAAUGGGUGGAUUCACAAACAUUGUCUUCAUCCAGGUGAAGAUCCAGAUGCACCACAAUUUUACUGUCUCAAUUGUAGUAAAACAAUGAGCAAGAAGAAAAAAAAGAAAUAA
This is a messenger RNA of Naegleria gruberi, 1824 nucleotides long. RefSeq lists its product as uncharacterized. The record is from RefSeq and is a predicted model, not a curated record. The transcript has 3 exons. The coding region runs from base 1 to 1824 and encodes 607 amino acids. Lineage: Eukaryota; Heterolobosea; Eutetramitea; Acrasida; Naegleriidae. Gene Ontology annotation, biological process: regulation of DNA-templated transcription.